CCCGACCAGAACCACAGCUGUGAACCAACACCGAACACAGCACUCCACCACCUCCUUCUUUUCCACCCACCCAAGCAGUACCACUUCACUCCCCCCCCCUCCUCGAGCUCCCGGUCAACAAGACACCACCCCACAACCAACAACAGAAAAACCAUCUCAUCAUAAGAACCAUCCAACAACAAUCUGGCGACAGUCAAACAUGGAUCGUAACUUCCGAGUUGGUCCCGAUUACUCGAUCAUCGAUGUCGUCGGUGAAGGUGCCUAUGGUGUCGUCUGUUCGGCUGUUCAUGAACCAUCUAAACAGAAAGUAGCCAUCAAGAAAAUCACCCCAUUUGAUCAUUCGAUGUUUUGUUUACGGACGUUGAGAGAGAUCAAGUUAAUCAGAUGGUUCUCACACGAAAAUAUCAUCUCGAUCCUCGAUAUCGUCAAGCCUCCUUCACUCGAAGAAUUCACCGAAGUUUAUCUGAUCCAAGAGCUCAUGGAAACUGACAUGCAUCGGGUCAUCAGGACUCAAGAUCUCUCUGACGACCAUUGUCAAUACUUCAUCUACCAAACCCUCAGAGGUCUAAAAGCUCUUCACUCUGCCGCCGUACUCCAUCGGGAUUUGAAGCCUUCAAACUUAUUACUCAACUCGAAUUGUGACCUGAAAAUUUGUGAUUUUGGAUUGGCUCGAUCGGCGUUUAUGGGUGAACAAGAGGCUACGGGCUUCAUGACCGAGUAUGUGGCCACGAGAUGGUACCGUGCGCCGGAAAUCAUGCUCACAUUUAAAGAAUACACUAAGGCUAUCGACGUCUGGAGCGUGGGUUGUAUCUUGGCAGAAAUGUUGAACGGAAAACCUUUGUUCCCUGGGAGGGACUAUCAUCACCAGCUGACCCUGAUCUUGGAUAUCCUGGGAACACCCUCACUGGAUGAUUUCUAUGCGAUCAGUUCACAUCGAUCACGAGAUUACAUCCGAGCGCUCCAUUCAAGAAGAAGAAACCGUUUGGACAAUUGUAUCCGAAUGCGUCAGCCUUAGCGGUCGAUCUACUCGAGAAAUGUUUAACGUUCAAUCCGAAGAAACGGAUCACAUGUGAAGAGGCACUUCGUCAUCCGUAUCUGGCUAGUUAUCAUGACCCUGAUGAUGAACCGGAUUCCCCACCUCUCGACCCUAGCUUCUUUCAUUUCGAUAAUGGAAAAGAACAGUUGAGUAGGGAACAGUUGAAGGAGUUGAUCUUCAAUGAGAUCAUGUCUUGAUUUCAUUCCUUCUCGUAACUCUUGCAAUCAAAUCAGUCAAGUUGCUUUUUUCUUAAAUAUACAUAUACAAAGAAAAUAUACAUACACAAACAAAUCUCUUUCUUCCUUGUCUUUUUUUGUUAUCACCUAUUCUUUUUCUCUUAUGCAUCUACAUUAUCUUGAAUACACAUGUUUUUUUCAUUUCAUUUCUUUCCUCAUGUUUUAGUUUAGUUUCAGUUCUUUCCAGAUCCUUCCUUCUCAAAUUUCAUUUUGCCAGUUUUUGUGCUUUUAUAUCUGUUUGAUUUUUAGUUAUUUCUCUUUCUCCUCCUUAUAACCUUUCCUUUUUUUUCUUUUUUUGUUAUGGGAAUAUUCUCUUUUUUUGUACUUUUUUUUCUGAUCAGAGAAUCACAGCAAAGAAACAAAAAUCAAAAGCAGCUUGAUUAUUCAAGUUUUGAAAAAUACAUGCAAGCAAUAUACAAUGAAAAGAGUUCUGUAAAGAAUAAUUUUUUAUGUUAUCAAA
Puccinia graminis f. sp. tritici CRL 75-36-700-3 is the source of this 1732-nucleotide messenger RNA. Its product is annotated as CMGC/MAPK protein kinase. Gene Ontology annotation, cellular component: cytoplasm; nucleus. The transcript is spliced from 9 exons. Lineage: Eukaryota; Fungi; Basidiomycota; Pucciniomycetes; Pucciniales; Pucciniaceae. The record is from RefSeq and is a predicted model, not a curated record. Bases 200 to 1015 code for a protein of 271 amino acids. Gene Ontology annotation, molecular function: ATP binding; MAP kinase activity. Gene Ontology annotation, biological process: intracellular signal transduction; protein phosphorylation.